GGCAGGUACAAAUAAACCGCACUUUUCGGAUUCGUUUCGUUCGUUACUAAUUUUCUAAACUGCUUUUAUUUUGAUAAUAUUAACAUUUCUAAUGUUGUUCUAAUAUAGAAUUGAAGCAUAAGCUAUUGUUAAUUACCGAUGCUUGAAAAAUGUAUCCCUGAUUCAGUGAUUAUAAACAAUACAGGUCUUCCGUUUUGUCGUUAAACCGUUUAAAAAAUGUUGAAGCGAAAUUGUAAAGAUUUAAAUUGAUUCAGAGUGUUAUAAGUAUAAAGUUAUUUAUUUAAACAUUGUACGCCCAUCACAAAACAUUGCUAUCGGUGAAUUUUGAUGAUGUUUAGAAUUUUUCCCAGAAUGAGGGUUUGGCUUUCAUGAUAAUCCAUCCUAGUUAUAGUGAAUAAUACGGUUCUCUCAUAUUGUGCAAAAGAAAGCCAUCUGCAAUUGAGAUGUGUGACUCAACGGAGUCAAUCCGAUUGGAUCAGGAGAUAUCUAAUCGAUUGCAAAAUGAACACCCAGAGCAGUUUAUUACGCUAGUCAGGAUGCACUUAUCGUUCGAGCUGGAUUUGAACACGGAUACAGAGAAUGACCCCACUAGUGUCGAAAAGGUGAAGGUAAAGAAAUGGAAAGGUUUUCAUAAAAAGGCCAGGGGAUGCACGUCAACGAAAUCGAACUCGCCGGAUACAGCCAAGACCGUUCUCACUAAACAAAAUAUACGGGAUGUUAUGCAGCUGAUUGAUUUUCUUGUACAGGAGAAAAAUAUAUCGCAGGAAGGCAUUUUUCGGAAAACAGGUUCUUUGCAGCGGCAGAAUGAAUUGAAAAAUGCUCUUAUCCAUGGAAUUCCAAUAAAUCUAGAGAAAGGCGACUAUACGGCACAUGACUGCGCUAGCCUUCUAAAAAGUUUUUUGGCAGAUCUCUCGGAACCUCUUCUUACAGAGCACUACUAUCCAGCUUACUGCCAAGUGGCAGAUUUUUGUCAUUCCAAGGAUUCAGCAGUCUUCCGUGAGGAACGUUUACUGCAUACCAUUCAAAUGCUAGUACUCCUACUCCCGAGGGAGAAUAAUCGGCUAUUGGAAUCUAUAAUAGACAUGUUGUAUAGAACCGUUCAACACGAACCGACGAAUAAGAUGUCUGCGGAUAACCUAGCUACUUUAUUCACGCCUCACUUGAUCUGCCCGCGGAAACUGUCUCCGGAGGCUUUACAUGUCACCGCGCAGCAAAUGUGUAGUAUUAUCAGUUUCAUGAUCAAGACUGGACCCCGAUUGUUUCAUAUUCCGCCAAAACUAGCAACCGACAUUCGAGCGUAUUUUGUCGAGCGAAAACGACGAAAGACCAUGUCGCCGGAACACAUACUUAACGAAUCGGUAACAUCGGACUCAGUAGCUAACACAGUUUACACUUUUGUUGACCGUGAGAAAACGGCAGAAGCUCACGUAAUGAAUUCAACCGACACAGCAUUGGCUCAGCUGUAUGCGCACAUCCAAAGUCUUCCGGAAUCUUCUAAAAAGAAGAAACUUAUCAAACAGUUUAACCGGGAAAACGGUCACGGAACUCCGCUGCAAGUGCUAAUGCUAAGAGAGAAAAAUUCUGUUGGUUCAAGCGCAAAGGUAGCCAAGUCGAUUGGCGAUUCAAUCAAACGACACAUUUUCCACAAAAAUCUGAUAUCCAAAACACCGAAACGAAAUAGUCACACUCCAGUGAGUUUACAGACUCCAAAUGGAACAAUUCCUCACAUUCCCAAGCAACGAGUGUUGUUUCAGAGUCCAUUGUCGACGGCAACUGAUUCUCCCGGCUUGUUAGGAAAACGUUCCUCCACCACAUCAACUUCAUCUUCGUCGUCUUCGGAAGGUGCAGCGUCAAGCUCAUGUUCACUGUCACCUGCAUUAUCGUCUAUGCUCAAAAGGAGCAACAGUUCUAGCACUUCCACCGAAUCUUAUCGGAGCGAAACCAAACGAACGGUAGAAUUUGUUGCGAUAGCCGAAAGUGAAGAUUAUGACGAUUCAGGGGUUAAAAGAUUUCGAUUGAAUUCAGACGACGAACCUCCACCACCGGAAGACGAUGAGGAUUUUGUGGAACAGGAAGACGAUGACAUAGGUGAAGAAGAAGAAGACAGUCACGAGUUACGAGAUGAAGGAAGAACGUUUAGCGAUAAUGAUGAAGAUCGAUACUGUUCGCCUAGAGCAGCUGGAGGCCUGAGUGAUAGCCGAUCAAAAUUUAAAUCGGAGCCAAAUUUGAGUACAAUUGUGCACGAAGAACAUCACCGCGAUCAUCAAACGAACAAGGAGAAGAAACUGUCUUUUCUGAAAAGUAAGCUGAUCAAGGGCGUCUCAAUGGGUAGCCUAAGAUUACCGUUCGGGCAGGAUUAUCGAUCUGGUAAAAAGUCGUCUUCGACUUCCCUGUUAAAGUGUUGUUUUGAAGACAAUCUGAGGAGUGCGAAGAAAUCGUUAGAUGGCUGUUCGACAGGGUCGAUGGCAUCUCCCGACUAUCGACUCAUGGGUAUAUCGCCGCUUCUUUGCAAAGCCAAGACGUUCAUCAACGAAGGAUACGAGCAGACGAAUAUGAUGAACGAGAACAAUGCGAAUUUGGAGGCCAACGCUUGGAAUGUGGGAUAUCUGACGAGCGUACCAGCGCUUAGCGGCAGGAACUCCAUGUCACCGAUCACAAAGUCGACCCAACGGAUGCCGAAAUCGAUGCAGGAAUCGAUCAUGACACCACGCUCUCGCAAGCCGGUAAUGCUAAUGGCCGGAAUGAAUGCCACAGAUCACCAACAUGCAACCUUCAUCAGCCAAACGAGUUUCUCUAGUUUACGAGAGGAAGAUGAAGAGGAUACUGCAGAAGCACAAUUGGAUUCAUAUUUUAAAGUCGAAGAUAAUCUUAAAAUCAUACCUCAGUUGACCGAUAUUCCAAUCGGCACGGAUAGCGGUUUGGAUCAAAAUUCUGGUAUUGGUGAAUCUUCGAUUGCUGGCUGUGUGACUGGACCAGUAGGUACGAAUGAAGAAGGAAGUUCUCUGACUAGUACAUUCAGAAACUACCUGUUGAGCCGUAGUGUGAUGACGGAUAGUCCAGCUGAUUUAUCGUUUUUCAGUCAACCAGACGAUUUUGAUUCCAACGCCGAUCUGGAGGAAUUGAGUGAAUCAAAAAUGAGCGAUUCGCUUUUAUUUUGUAUGAAUGGAAAUAGACCUACGGAUGACGAUUUCGAGGAGACGCUCGCCAAUGCACAAACUGGUGGUAACGAGAGCAUUGGUAAAGAAGGCAGCACUUUACCAGAAGAACGGGAACAACUUGACGAAACUUCCCUCUGAUGAGCCGUCGGUUGCUUGAUGGAGAAUGCUUAACACUAUUUUUGCUUAUUUUUUAGCAGUUAAUCAAAUUUAUAAAUAUAAUAUCGUUUUAUUAUAUCGAUCAGCU
This is a messenger RNA of Ochlerotatus camptorhynchus, 3402 nucleotides long. It is a transcript of the gene RhoGAP54D, whose product is annotated as Rho GTPase activating protein at 54D. Gene Ontology annotation, biological process: regulation of small GTPase mediated signal transduction; signal transduction. Bases 444 to 3296 code for a protein of 950 amino acids. The transcript has 6 exons. Lineage: Eukaryota; Metazoa; Arthropoda; Insecta; Diptera; Culicidae. The record is from RefSeq and is a predicted model, not a curated record. Gene Ontology annotation, molecular function: GTPase activator activity. Gene Ontology annotation, cellular component: cytoplasm.